This is a messenger RNA of Seminavis robusta, 750 nucleotides long. Lineage: Eukaryota; Bacillariophyta; Bacillariophyceae; Naviculales; Naviculaceae. The record is from the annotation of a GenBank genome assembly.
AUGGCAGUUUUGGGUAUUAAUAGCUCUCCUGCCGUCGUAAACCGAAGAAAGCUGGAGUGGCUUGUCCCACUCUUGGAAGGAUGCCUUUGCUUCAAGGUGGUUGCCUGUGUCCUGUCAAUGUCCAUCCACAAUAAUGAGACAGUGGAUGCCAUUUGUAAUGUUGUCUUGUGUGUCAAUUGGUGUGCUGUCGUGCUUUACGUGAGCUACCAAAUCGCACAUUGGCAGUACUGCCAAUGGUUUGUUCAGCAUCAGUGCUGGUACAAGAAGAAUGGGGACGAUACUACCUUCGGCAUGACUACUAGUAGUAGUAGUAGACCUGUUCAAGGCAUGUCUCUGCCACUAUUGGAGUGGAUGGACCGGGCCAAUCGAAUGGGAAAAUUGAUCAUUCAAAGGAUCAGGAAUGUCGGGCGAUGGCAUGCCAGCGAUCAUGACAACAACAACAACAAUACACGAAACACGUCGACUACUAGUGAAUCUGAAGCAACCGCUCUAAUGUCGGACAACAGUGUUCAUCCGGUAGCAGGAGACAGAACAAGGGCUUCCAUUGACUGGAUCUGGAAGCAACCAUCAUGGAUACAAAGGAUUCUAUCGUUUGACACAACACCAGCAACAACAUCAACAGAAACUAAUACGGUGGAAAUGCAACCGCUCCUUCUCUCUGAUCCGAAUCCUAUUCACAUGGAACGGUUGGAAGACCCGUUGCUACUAGUAGUCGACAAGGCUGAUCUAGACAGAGACAAGAAUGUGUAA